Molecule: messenger RNA, 3008 nt
Organism: Benincasa hispida (wax gourd)
Lineage: Eukaryota; Viridiplantae; Streptophyta; Magnoliopsida; Cucurbitales; Cucurbitaceae
Gene: ABCG10
Product: ABC-2 type transporter family protein
Biological process (GO): transmembrane transport
Cellular component (GO): membrane
Molecular function (GO): ATP hydrolysis activity; ABC-type transporter activity; ATP binding
Source: RefSeq, a predicted model, not a curated record
AAAUUUGUCGGUUCAUAUUAAUCAUCUUUAAUUUUUCCUCUCAUACAUCUUACGAUAAAAAAUUUUGUUAUCCCAUCCCGUUGUAGUAGUGUAGUGUAGCUUCAAAUAAUAUCUCCAAUUUUCGUUACAUUUUCAUUUUUUUUCAAAAAAAAAAAAGAACGAACGAGCGAACGAACGAACUCAUCUUAGCCUAAAAAUGAGAAUGGAAUUAUGGAAAUGGAGACCAUGGUCAGGUCAAAUCUUGUUGUUCAAAAGCUGCCUAGAUUAUGAAUGGAAAUAUCUAUGGUUUUCCUCUUCUUGCCUUCCCAUAUAUAACUUCUCACAAUAUUCAUAAGUUUGGUGGGUUAGCUCAUCUUCUCAUAGGCAUUCUUGGAGCCAAACUCUCUCUCUCUCUCUCUCUCUCUCUCUCUUUCUACACCUUAAUCUCUCUCUCUCAUUGUCUUCCUGUCUAUCUUCUUCAUGGGCUUGCCAAUGAAGAGGACUAUUUCAGUUGAUCAGAGAAGCCAUUACAGAAUAGAAGCCAGAAAUCUUUGUUACAAAAUAAGUGAGAGUUUUGAUGGGUUGAAUUGGCUGUGUGGUGGUGAUAAUUCAAAGAGAGGUCCCAAGUUCAUUUUGAAGAAUGUAAAUUGUGAGGCUCGAGCUGGGGAGAUUACAGCCAUUGCUGGUCCUAGUGGGGCUGGCAAAACAACAUUGCUAGAGAUUCUUGGAGGAAACAUACCUUUGAAGAAGAUUUCAGGCCAAGUGCUUGUUAAUGAUCAACAUAUGCUUGAGAAAAUGUUCCCAAGAAUCUCGGGAUACGUCACGCAGGACGAUGCUCUUUUCCCUUUCCUCACAGUUGAAGAAACACUCAUGUACAGUGCUCUACUGAGGCUUGCUGGUGGAAGAAAAGAGGCUGAAUCUAGAGUGAAGAAGCUGAUGAAAGACCUUGGGUUGGAACACGUAGCACCAUCAAGGGUUGGAGGAGGAUCAAACAGAGGCAUUUCGGGAGGUGAAAGACGGCGAGUUUCGAUUGGAGUUGAAUUGGUUCAUGACCCAGCUGUGAUUUUGAUUGAUGAACCCACAUCAGGGUUGGAUUCAGUCUCAGCACUUCAUGUUAUGUCAGUGCUUAGAAGAAUGGUUAUUAGCCAAGGUAAGACUGUUCUUUUAACCAUCCAUCAACCCGGUUUUCGAAUCCUGGAACUUUUUGAUCGUCUAAUACUGCUUUCUAGUGGAGUUGUGAUGCAUAAUGGAUCACUGGAUCAUCUUGAGGAGAGGCUUAAGCUUGCUAAUCAUCAGAUCCCUCACCAUGUCAAUGUGCUUGAAUUUGCCAUUGAUGUUGUGGACAGCUUGGCUAUGCAUACUUCAGAAACUUUCAAUAGACUCCAUUACCUACAAAACAGGGUUGAGAAUCAGACAAUGAGAGUUCUACGCCUCAACAAGACAGACGAAGAACCUGUUUCUUACCAAAAUUCUAGAUCCAAGGAAAUUGUAAUACUAGGACAAAGAUUUUUCAAAAACACAUUUAGGACCAAACAACUCUUCGCUACAAGAGUCAUUCAAGCCAUGGUGGCUGGAUUGGUACUUGGGACCAUAUUCUUCAAAACUGGGAAUAAUAAUGGCAAAACUGCAUUGCAAACCCGGCUCGGGUUUUUCGCCUUUAGUCUCACUUUCUUGCUAUCUUCAACUACAGAGGGUCUUCCAAUCUUCUUGAGAGAAAGAAUGAUCCUAAUGAGAGAGACAUCAAGAGGUGCUUACAGAGUAUCUUCCUAUGUUCUAGCAAACACCCUCAUCUUUCUCCCUUUCCUUAUGAUGGUCUCUCUCCUCUUUGCAGCCAGUGUUUACUGGUUGGUUGGCUUUAAAAAUGAAGUUUUCGGGUUCCUUUACUUCUCUCUAGUCGUUUGGAUGGUCGUUCUGAUGUCCAAUUCUUUUGUAGCAUGUUUCAGUGCUCUUGUCCCAAAUUUCAUUACAGGAAACUCAGUAAUAGCAGGGCUAAUGGGGUCUUUCUUUCUCUUUUCUGGUUACUUUAUCUCAAAGAAGAACAUCCCCAACUACUGGAUUUUUGUGCACUAUUUGAGUCUUUUCAAGUACCCAUUUGAGUGUUUCUUGAUAAAUGAGUAUGGAGGAGAACAAGGGAAGGGAAGAUGCAUAGAAUCCAAACAAGGAGUAUGUACAACAUAUGGAGAAAUGUUCUUAAGACAACAAGGUCUAAAACAGUCACAAAAAUGGAGCAAUUUGGCAGUAAUGUUGGGAUUCAUUGUUGGGUACAGAAUCCUCUCUUUUGUGAUCUUGUGGUACAGAUGUAACAGAACCAGGAGCUAGAUUUUUUAGCCUAUAUGGGUAGAUAUUUGUUUUUGUUUGUAGUUUUCUUUCUUCUUGACUUCAUUCAAAUUUAUUUAUAUUUUCUUUGUUCAGAUUUGUUGAAAAUUUUAGAAUGUUGCAUCUUUAUAAAGAAGUAAUGACAUCAUAAAGCAUAUUCCAUGUUGAUCCUCCAUAUCUUAAUAGUGAGGAAGUUCUUGGUUCAUCUUUUAAGAGAUCAUUUAAUUCGAAAAAGACAUAUAGGUUCUGUUUUCUUUCUUUCUUUUUUUUUUUUUUUUUUUUUUUUUUUUUUUUUUUUUUUUUUUUUUUUUUAUAAAAAGAUGGUUUUGGUUUUGGUUUUUGGAAUUUCUAUUUGAGUUUCUCUUUUUCUUUGUUUAAAAAGAGGGAAGGGAAGAGAGAUAUCAAACAAUCAAAAUGCACAACACAUUAAGCAGCUCCAUAUCUUUUACAUGCAAAUAUGUCAACAUUUGUUCAUGACAAAAGUAUAAAAAAUACAAAGAAUUGUUCAAUAUACACCUUGAGAACACAACACGUCAUGUGAUUUUCACUGAAAAUUCAUCACUAAAAACUCCUACAAGACAACACAGUUAGUUACUGACACAUGAAGGUGGAAAAAGUGUCAUAGUAGAUUUCAAGUAUGUAUUCAUGAUAGAACAAAAAAAAUAAAUAUAUACCUCCCUUUAAUUAGAAGGCUUGCUAACCAACAAAUAAUU